This is a messenger RNA of Conger conger (European conger), 1108 nucleotides long. RefSeq names its product ornithine decarboxylase 1-like. Gene Ontology annotation, cellular component: cytoplasm. The transcript is spliced from 4 exons. The coding region runs from base 195 to 695 and encodes 166 amino acids. The record is from RefSeq and is a predicted model, not a curated record. Gene Ontology annotation, molecular function: ornithine decarboxylase activity. Lineage: Eukaryota; Metazoa; Chordata; Actinopteri; Anguilliformes; Congridae.
AUUCCAUACCUCAGCCAUCACCCAAUCAGGGCAUCCAUGGGUAGCCUGGCUGUGGUAUUUAAGAUGACCACAGGAACUGUUUGUGCAUUAGAUUUUGGAUCUUUGGAGGAUCGUUUUGGUGCUGGUUCCUGGGGUAAUAUGCUGAUAGUUUUGAAAUCUGAAACCAAGGAGCAAAUAAAAGAACCUGUGAGACCAUGACUACCUUCACUCCAGAGGACUUUGGCUUCACCUUGCUGGAGGAUGGGACUUCUGUCCAGGAUGUCAUCGAUCAGAAGAUCGACACGUUGCGUGCGGAGGAGUCCAAAGAGGCUUUCUUUGUGGCGGACCUGGGGGAGGUGGUGAGGAGGUACCAGUUGUGGGUACGUGAGAUACCUCGAGUCACGCCCUUCUACGCCGUCAAGUGCAACGACAGCCUUCCCAUUGUCAAGACGCUUGCGGCCCUGCAGACGGGGUUCGACUGCGCCAGCAAGUGUGAGAUGCAUCUCAUAACGUCUCUCGGGGUGGACCCCAGCAGGAUCAUCUUUUCCCACACCAUCAAGCCGCCCACCUACCUGAAAUACGCCACUUCCCUUGGGAUCCAGAAGAUGACCUUCGACAACGAGGCAGAGCUUGUUAAGAUCGUCUGUCUUAACAGUCAUGUAUUGAGACAAAAAAAAAAAAAGAUUGUCAUUCUUAUCAAGUACAAAAAAUGUUAGGCAAUUUACAGCAAUUGUCCCCUUUGGCUAAUCUUGAAUCAGUGGUUGUGGUGCUGCUUGAUUAUAAGCCAAUGAAAUUAACUAUUUCCCUGUAAGAUCCAUGAGCAUCAGAUCAGGGUGUAUUGCCAAUUUCCAUCAUACACAAUUUCUGAAUGUAUAUGUCUCAAUUUUAAAUCUAGACCAAAGAAUACAAGAGUUAUGGUAAGCAAAUGUCCCAUGUAAGCAUGUGCCAAAUAGAUGUAUGAACAUUUUGUCCCAUUCACAUGCAGUGUUCUGCAUUGUUUUUUUUCUAAGCUAUGUCUAGACAGUUUUACGAAAAGGACAUUUGAAGACUGCAAAAUGGCACAUGACAACUAAAUGAUAGUAUGGGUCUCAUACUUGUAUUUUGCUCACUAAAGUAUCCUGACCUGUCA